CUUUAAUUUCAUCACCCACUCUAUUUCUCUCUCUCCAUCUCAAGUUUUCACAUUAAUGGCGUCAAACUCUAGAAGCUCGAGCUCGUCAUGGACGUUUAAGCAGAACAAGAUGUUCGAGAGAGCCUUGGCAGUUUACGACAAGGACACACCGGACCGAUGGCACAAUGUGGCAAACGCUGUCGGAGGGAAAUCUGCAGAGGAAGUGAAGCGUCACUAUGACAUUCUCGUCGAAGAUCUCAUUAGCAUCGAGACUGGUCGUGUCCCUUUGCCCAAUUACAAGACCUUCGAAUCUAACUCAAGAGCCAUCAAUGACUUCAACACGAGGCUAAUGAAGAAUUUGAAGAUCUAACGAAGUCCAUCAUGUUAUUGUAAAGAUUCAGAAGGAUAUGUGAUUCUUCUGUCUACUAAAUCUAAAUAUGUUUGAAUUGGUCGUUCGCUUUCAUAUCUGUCUCUGCGUUCUAUUUAAAUUAAUUGA
Molecule: messenger RNA, 475 nt
Organism: Eutrema salsugineum
Lineage: Eukaryota; Viridiplantae; Streptophyta; Magnoliopsida; Brassicales; Brassicaceae
Product: protein RADIALIS-like 6
Exons: 2
Coding region: 56-349 (97 amino acids)
Molecular function (GO): DNA-binding transcription factor activity
Source: RefSeq, a predicted model, not a curated record